AGGAACUACAGUAACCAGACGGCACCGCUCCAGCCUACAGUACAUUCUGCUGCUUAUCCGGGGAUGUCACACCGCUGCUAUUUUCUCCCCUCAGUCCCUCUCACUCUCAGCCCACAGCUCAAGCGGACUGACACGGGGUUUUGGAUAGAAAGAAACGAACAAUAAGAUAACAAAACAGGGGCCAACAUGGCAGAGCUCGGAGCGGGAAGCCUGCCGUUGGGAGAUCCUGCUUUUAAUUACCAGGAACACGAGCUGAACGAGCGGCUGAAGCGGCUCUACCCGGCUGUGAACGAGGAAGAGACCCCUUUACCCCGAUCCUGGAGCCCCAAGGAUAAGUACAGCUACAUUGGGCUGUCACAGAACAACCUGCGGGUCCAUUACAAAGGCCACGGUAAGAACCACAAGGACGCAGCCUCGGUGCGAGCCACACACCCGAUCCCUGCCGCCUGCGGGAUCUACUACUUUGAGGUCAAGAUUGUCAGCAAAGGUCGAGACGGGUACAUGGGCAUCGGCCUGUCUGCCCAGGGAGUCAACAUGAACAGACUGCCUGGUGAGUAACAUGUGCAUGAUGUCACCAUAACAUGACCAGCGUGGGGGAUAGAUGGAAAGCUAGAUAGGCAUUUGUCAGAUAGAUCAAUGCUGACAUUAAUUUAAGGAUGUUACAGUGGGCAAGAAGGGUAGAUGUCAAUAUUAAUUGAUGAAAGGAUGGUGGGACAACAAGACCGAGUAAGUAUAUAAGUAUUCCCAACGGAACAUAUGGCGAGUACUUAAUCACGCCAAUGUCCAGCGAUAACUUUGGCUCGCUGACCUGGAGCCAGCAUUUCAAACACUUAGCGGUCGGAUCGGAACCAUUGCGUUGGCAAGCCGGGGAGAAAAAAAGACAUGUCAUGCAGCUUUCUUUUCUUCUUUUUUUUCGAAUUUGGUUACACACAGGACAGGACUCUGGAGGAGUUGGCCAAAACAUGACCCUGAACUUUCCUAAUUACUUAUUGGCCCACCUUUCCAGCCCUUCAACCCCAUUGGCUAAGAUUACAAUCAAGCAUUGACGGUGCUGUACGGUGGUUGGUUUACUUAAGCCUUUACAUCACUGAAUAGGGAGGUAUUAUUUAGCAAUGUAAACACUGAAAGAGGGUUCAUUGUUAGAACAAUUAGUCAUUGUUUUCAUCCCGGCCGUGGACAUGUUUGGUGCCGGAGUACUAGUGGGGAGAGAUGGUGUGGACGGACGAUAUCCCCUCGUGUGGAGGCAACAUACAGAUGUGGAUGACAGGAAUGAGGAAAGUGACAAGAAGCGGAUUUUUCGGAUAAGCGAAAGUAGCCAGAGAAGUGCCAACAUUUAUGAGAUUUGGGGAUGAAAGUGGGAGGACACUAGGCCGUGUGGCCUUGCUAUAGUAAUUGGAUGUGGCUUGUGGAUUCCGUCUGACAGCUGCAGAAAGAACAUGUCGAGCAUGUCACCGAGCAGUCAUAUGGAUCAAUGACAUGAUGUUGACUCUGGCUUGCUGUCUGACCUCAGAGUACUCUGACUUAUGACAAACACUGCUUCUCACUUUGGAAUCAUAGAUUGCUCAAACUGUAUAUUCCAUAGAAAAAAAAUUUGGUCCUAAAACACCAAAAUAUAUGAAUAUAAUAUGCAUUUUUAUAUACAGGAUAUUUGUGUGAACGUGUUUCUCACAUAUCUAACGGUGUCAUCACAAUACAAUCUGUCAAAAAUAACCUGUUAGUGUACUUUAUUUGUUUAAAUUAUGAAUUACAUAGUGCGUUUAAGUAAUUCCACAUUUGAUCUCAUACGAACAACCAUAAAACCAAUUGGAUUAUUAACUGCUAGUUCAUUAUUGAAAGCAUCACAGCCGUUCUAACCUUUAGUCCCUAUUAUGGCUUAAAGGUUCCGUGUGGAACUUUCUUGUAAACAAACCAAAGUCAUGUUUAUAUUCUGUGUGACUCACCAAAA
This is a messenger RNA of Anarrhichthys ocellatus (wolf-eel), 1945 nucleotides long. RefSeq names its product ran-binding protein 10-like. The transcript is spliced from 3 exons. Lineage: Eukaryota; Metazoa; Chordata; Actinopteri; Perciformes; Anarhichadidae. The record is from RefSeq and is a predicted model, not a curated record. The coding region runs from base 187 to 558 and encodes 123 amino acids.